AUGAAGAGAUUUUGGAGGAGUAGACCAACUAAAAGAAUUGGUGCAAAACUUAAAAAAAAAUCCUUUUUCUCGCCGUCACAUUUUAACGGCUUGGAAUCCGCCGGAAAUAAAGGGAAUGCUUUUACCUCCUUGCCAUUGCUUAGUGUUCCUUUUAACAUCGCUAGUUAUAGUUUGUUAACUUCCAUGCUAGCCCAAGUUUGCGGAUACAGACUAGGAGAAUUUAUUCAUGUGAUUGGUGACGCCCACAUUUACUCAAACCAUUUGGAACAAGUUAGAGAGCAAAUAAAAAGAGAACCUAGAAAAUUACCUAUUUUGAAACUUAACCCCGAAAUAAAAUCUCUUUUUGAUUUUCGUUUUGAAGACAUUAGUUUAGAAAAUUAUGAACCCUAUCCGCCAAUUAGAGCCAAAAAGUAUUAUUACAGAAGUUUAGAUACCAUACCACUAUUGCUAUAUACUUUCUCUUCCUCGGAAUUCGGAGAAAAGAAACGAGUUUUAUCUAAAAGAGUUAUGUGCAAAAAACAGCAAUUAAAACAAAUAACUGUUUACGAUAGGAAAAUAAUCCAUGAUGCAUUUUACACUUCGAUAGAGGGAUUAGAGAGAUAUAUUAAAGUAGUUUAUUCUGAUUGUAAGACUAAAAAGCAAAUUCGCAAUAAUAAAUUUGAAAGUUAUUACCAGAGCGAAGUCGAAAAUGCAGCAAAAAUUGAUGUUAAUAAUUGCCCUCCAAAGUUAAAACAUUAUUUGUUUGAGGUUGGUGAAAUAUUAGAGGGUCGAGGAGAAAAGUUGAAAAGAGACACUGAAAUCUAUUCUAAUUCUUUUGAAUAUAAUGAACAGUUGAAUAGAGUUUUUGCUACUAUGCAGAUUCCUUUAUCGAAAGUGAGAGAAAUGGAAAAUGAAAAUCGGGAUAAUUUCAAUGGUGAUGCAAAAAGAGAUGAUUUUGACCAAGAAGGAAAAUUAAACUUUGGUGGGAACUCAAUUUAUCGUUUGGAAAAUUUUGAUGCCUGUCAAAGAUUUAAAAUAAAAAAGGCUUUAAAUGUUUCUGUUGAUUGCUUAACUAAUGAUGAAAAAGAUUUUUAUCUUCAGGAAAAAGAACAUUUAGCCUCUUUAAUUAAACAAAAAAUUUAUGAACCAGAAAGAGGAAACGAGGAAAAACAUGAAGAAUUAGAAAAAGCGCAAGGAGAAGCGAGAUGGCUAAGAAAAGAGUUAGAUGGAGAAAUUCCAAUCUUAUCGGUUCACCAUCAUGCUAAUGAAUAUACGGAUUUUAGUUCAGUAAGAGAUAAAGUUAAAAGACCAAAAUUUUAUGGAGGUCAAACUGGAAGUGCAUACCGCAUUUAUCCAAUUAUUCCUUUCAAGAGUAAGGAAAAAAUUAAAGAGCAACUCGCAAAAGCAAUUUAUAAAAGUAUGGGAAAGUCAAGCGGAAGUUGUUAUAAGUAUUGUUUAGCAAGUAAUAAUUGUGAACACUUUGCUUUUAUGAGUAUCUUAGGAGUUCAUCACUCUAAACAAGCAGAGGAGCACCCAACUGCUACUAGCAUUUGGUGUUCCCGAGGAGUUCACAGCGAUUGUAUUGCCAAUGGAAAUAGAAAAACUAUCUGUUUGAGAAAUGAAAUAAGAAAUACAGAUAAUAGUUUAGAUAAUCUCGCCUCUGCUUAUGAUAUUGCUUAUGAAAAAGGUAGAAUAGAAGAGUAUUUAAAAACUCAAAUUGAAAUACCGCCAAAAGAUUGCAAGUUAAUUAAGUUAUACAAGUUAAAAGAAAAAGAAGCGAGAGGUCGAGAAAGGAGAACAUUCGGAGUUGUUUAUCACCAAUCAAAGGAGUUAGGCAAUUAUUUCGUUAUCCUUCCCGAUAGCCUUUAUGUUUUUUUCUUGACCACUAUUUUGGUUUUUUAUGAGUUAAAAUCAGUUUCUGGAGCAAGUAUAUGGGCAGAAAAAGCCACCGAAAAGCAAACUGAAGCUGAAAAUAAUCUAAUUAAUAAUCGAAAGUUAAUUAUCAAAAAGGGGUUAACUAAUAACUUCCUUAGAGAUUAUCAGCAAAUUUCCCAAACAGUUCAGGAAAAAAUUAGCAAAGAAACUUUUUUUAGUUCGCUUUAUGAUGCAAAUGAUUUUGUAAUUUUCACUAUGUUUACUAAAUUGACAACUUCUUUUAAUUAUUUAAUGAAAGGGGUGAGAAAAUAUCCUCAAUAUUCUUCGGUUCAAAAACGAUUUAAUUAUUUUCUUAGUUUGCCAGAAAGAAAUGACAUUCAAAAAAAUGUUCUAAUUUCCGAACCUAUUACUAGUAUCGUUUUACAAAAAGUUUCUUUUUUUUAUGAAAAAGAUAAACGAGUUUUGAAAGAAUUGGAUUUAGUAUUUGAGAAAGGGAAAGUUAAUCAUUUACAAGCUCCUAAUGGAUUCGGUAAAACGACUAUUAUUGAUUUACUUUUUGGAUUUUAUCAACCAUCAGGAGGAAAAGUGAUUAUUAAUAGGAAAUACGAGUUAAAAGAAUUAAACUUGAAAAAUUGGCGGAAAAAGAUUUCUUAUGCUGAAUCUGCUAACCUAGUCAAAUCAAACUUAUCGCUGGGACAAAAACAAUUAAUUGACCUGCAAAAUACAUUGUGA
Molecule: messenger RNA, 2586 nt
Organism: Entrophospora candida
Lineage: Eukaryota; Fungi; Glomeromycota; Glomeromycetes; Entrophosporales; Entrophosporaceae
Source: the annotation of a GenBank genome assembly